AUGAUGUCAACAGAAUGUGUUCAGCCACUUGAUAUCCCAGAAGACAGAUUGGACAAGCGAGAUUCACACUGCAACCAUUUAGAAGAUCUUUCAGAGCAGCUAAUUAAGAGUUGUGACCUCAAAAAGAAACCGAGGAAAGGUAAAACCAUCAUGGCUUCCCAAAACUCUGAACAGGAGCAAAAAAAGCCAAGGAGGAAAGAUACACCAGCUUUGCACACCCCACCACCUCUAACAGGCAUAUUUUCAGACUUUUCUGAUAAUCUGCUUAAAAGAUAUGGUAUCACAGAGAAACCACAGAGAGAGAGAGGGAGUCCAGGCUCUCAGAUCACCGAACUGGAGCAGAAAAAGCCCCGGAGGAAAGAUACACCUGCAAUACACAUCCCACCCUUAAUAAUAGGCACUAAGCUGCUUACAGAAGAAAAGCAAACAGUGAUUAUGGAAGAUGAAGAAAAGGACGGAGACACAAUCCUCAGUUAAGAUUAUAGUGAUAUUUCCAAUAACACAGUGUAAAUAAUUCUGGGUCAUUCAAAGUGGCAGCACGUAGGAAAUAAUAAUUAAAAAAACAAAGUCCUCUCAUUUUAAAAACUAAUAAUUUUCUGAAGCAUGCACUUGAAUUUAAAUUACCUCCAAGUGCUUAUCUGCAUCUCGAGAAAUCUCAGCCAGCGUCACAGGAGGCAAUGACAGCAAUUUCACUCACACAUGGGACUGGAAAGAUCCUCUUGCUUUAGUAAAGGCGGAGUCCCAGGAUUUGUGUCAAUGAGGAGUCCAUCUCAGAUCAGAUCCAGUUUUGUGCGGCUCGGUGAUAAGAGUUAACAGAAAGGACACCCACCCACUCCAGUGUACUGGCACUAGAUACCAGAGAAGCUGGUAACACAGAGCGGUAGAACAUCAAAUAAUGAUUCAAAUUGCAUUUUUCUUUUGACAUUUCACCUCAUUUUUCCAGUUUCCCUAUGCUGGAAAAACACUAACUGCAGUGAAAAUUCUCAAGUGUAGAGCUGAUGGGAUGGAUGGAGGGGAUGAGAGGGCAGGAAUCAACUCUAGAGUGCUUGAAAUGUAAAGCAAACACUUCUGGCUGUAUCUGCUCGUGACUUUUGUUUGCAGGGCAAAAAAUGUAGAUUUACCACAGGAUGAAAACUUACAGCUAAGGCCUGUCAGCACUGACACAUCACAUGGGGUGGAGGGCAGAGCUCUCAGAGGAGACAUGUACGGGAAGACCAAUGCCUGCCUCUUACACCAGUGUAGACUAUUGAUUUUUUUCUCCCCUUCAAAUAUUUUAUUCCUGAGUUGGUGAGUGAUAAAUUAGUUGGAUAGCUGAUACUUUUACUCUAUUUUUUUUUCUUUGGACAUCUGCUUUUUAAACAGAGUGGCCAGGUUUUCAGUUAGGAGGAGUUACAGAGGUUAAAAAUCACAACAGGAGUUUCAAAACUUGAGUAAAAAGGAAUAGCAUUACCCAGUGGCAUAUGCAUUCUGCAAAGUAGAGUGUCACUACGUGCUUCUUAAAAUAGUUUACCUCAUGGAUUCAAUCCAGAAUUGUUUUAACGGCCAGCUACAGCCUUUAGCAUUUGUACACACAGAGACGGGUACUUGUACAAUAUCAUACCAAAUAGGUAGAAGUGGGUAGUUUUAUGCUUACCUUAAUAGCUCUGUGUGCUAACAGAGCAUUUCUUCCAGCUGGACACUUAGAGACCUCAGCAGAGAGCUUAAAGAUUACGUAGCCUGGCAGACUGAACUUAGUUAUCUUUUACCACCCUUAGGCAGACAGCUGAGGAACACUCUAGUUUGGACUUCAUUUGCCACAGUGAGUGACCCAGCAUCUUU
Molecule: messenger RNA, 1818 nt
Organism: Colius striatus (speckled mousebird)
Lineage: Eukaryota; Metazoa; Chordata; Aves; Coliiformes; Coliidae
Gene: PPP1R17
Product: protein phosphatase 1 regulatory subunit 17
Exons: 4
Coding region: 1-477 (158 amino acids)
Biological process (GO): regulation of phosphatase activity
Molecular function (GO): protein phosphatase inhibitor activity
Source: RefSeq, a predicted model, not a curated record